ACCUCUGCGAGGCGCUGCCAGCCCCCUCGCGCCCAUUACGCUCCCGCGCACACCCACCCCAGCGCUCACUCGCUCCCAGCCCCCGGGAGCGCCUAUCUGCUUCGGUCAAUGGCUGUGUGUGUCUCCGGCGCUGGCGAGUGCCUGCCCGCCUUGCCCCGAUGCUCGAUAAGCUGCCUCGCCUUACUGGGCAUGCCCGCUCCGUUUCUAUAUAAAACCCGCCGGAGUUAAUCCCUGGACAUUCCCCGGCUCCUUCCACCCCGCCCCUCGCCAUCGGACUGCGCUGGAUCGCGCCGCUUGCCCGGCCUCAGCAUCGCCCGAAGAGCUGCACGAGAGCUGCGGUUGCCGCUGCGCUGCAACAAGCAUCUUCACCCGGAAUGAUGCUGUCUCUGGACCAGAUCCACACUGAGCCACCUCCAACUCCCAAGGAACUGGAUUGGGCAGAACAGGGGUUUCUACCACCCCUGAGCCCCUUGCGCUGUGCCUGGCGCCGGGAUGUGCCUCUGGACUGCAAGAUCAGCCCUGAGGAUGCACAGGCCCGGGCCUGGACGGCUUACUACUAUGACCUGCUGCAGUGCACCUUGCAGCAGGAGGGGCUCCCAGAGACAAUUGACCACACCAAAGAGCCUCGAACAGGGUUUGGACCAUCAGACAUAACCAUCUGUGUCUUGGGCUCUCCCACUUCAUACUUGUCUGUGCUUCUGGAAGGUGGCAACCAGUGUCCUGGUAACAUGCUGCUGUGCCUGUCGCCAGCCUGGCUCUCAAAGGCACCAUCAGAAUCCCACCCGGGAGAGUCGUCCUUGCUGGUCUUCAAGGCCGUGACCUUUGAACUUGGCGGCCGCACAACCCUGGAAGAGUUUGCACCCCCGCGCCGUGUCACCUACUUCACUGGCUGCUUUGGGCCCUGCAAGGUGCAGGGCCAGUCGGCGGCAGAACUAGCCCGAGACCUCGAUUGCCCCACGGGGGGCUCAGGAGAGCUAGCUCGCCUGCUGGAGGACAAACUCCUGACUCGCCAGCUGAUGGACCAGCAGGCAUGUGUGGCUGUGCCCCCCACCCUGGCCUUCACUUUCAAGCGCCCGCUGCCUCUGCGAAGUGUGACAGAGGAGCAGCGUGUCCGCAUGGUGGAGCUGAGCGGCCGUGAGGGGCAAGACAACCUGCUGCAGGAGGAAAUAGCAGCCUUCCUGCAGAGUGGCGCCAUGGAGUCCUACGGCCAGGUGGUGGUAAAGCCAUCAGGCUGGCGCUGGAACGGAGCCCAAGCUGUGUCAUUCCAUGCUAAGUCAGAACAGGGAUGCGUCCUUCAAGCUGUUCUCACGCUGCUGGAGACCCUGGAAGAGGAAGAGAGCAUUUUGCUGGAGGCCUUCAUUCCCACUGCUCAUGUGGUCCGGCCUGGCCCUCCUGACACGAACGGCUCUCCAUACAAUUCAUCUCCAGGGCCCAAUCUAGCAGUCCGAAUAUGUGCUGUUGUCUGCAGAUCCCGAAAAGACCAGCCUCUACUGAGCAAGGUAGUGUGUGGUGUGGGCCGGGCAGAUAAGCCCCUGAAGCACCAGGCCACAGUGCCCCAGACUUUGGAGAGCAGCCUGCAUCAGUGGGGACUAAAGGAUGAGGCACAGAUUGCAGCCAUUCAUGCCCAGAUAAAGCAGAAGGCUGAAGCAGCCAUGAAGGCCUUCAUGGACAUGGAAGCUGGCCUGUCAGUUGAGCAACGAGGUGGUCGCCGAGCACAAACCGACAUCAUUGGUGUGGAUUUUCUCCUAAGCUCAGAGGAACAGGUGCUGCAGCUGGUGGCCCUGGAGAUGAACUCGCAGCUGUGCCUAGAGACCUGCUCCAUCUUCGAGUCCAUGGGCCGGGUGGUGGGGGCUCCAGCGGGCGAGGCAGCACGCCCCCUGGUGGAGACGAUGAUGCGUCGCGCGCAGUGCCACCUGAUGGAGGGCAAACACGUGUUGGUCAUUGGGGCCGGCGGAGUCAGCAAAAAGUUCGUCUGGGAGGCAGCCAGGGACUACGGGCUAAAAAUCCACCUGGUGGAGUCCGACCCCAACCACUUUGCCUCCCAGCUGGUGCAGACCUUCAUCCAUUAUGACACCACAGACCACAAGAGGGAUGAAGAGCAUGCCCAGAGGCUGCUGGGGCUUGUGCAGGAGCGGGGCUUGCACCUGGACGGCUGCCUCUCCUACUGGGACGACUGCAUGGUCCUGACGGCACUGGUGUGUGAAGGGCUGGGCCUGCGCUGCAGCUCCCCGACAGCCAUGCGCGUGGCCAAACAGAAGAGCCGCACUCACCUGCACUUGCUGCGCCGUCGCAAAGAGGGGGCUCGCUGGCCCUCGGCAGCGCUCUAUGCCGUGCCCUGCUGCCACCUAGAGAGCCACACGGAUGUGGAGCGGGCUGCAAGCCACAUCAGCUUCCCUGGGGUCAUGAAGCUAGAGUACGGGGCUGGGGCUGUGGGGGUCAAGCUGGUGGAGGAUGCACAGCAGUGCCACCUGCACUUUGACAAGAUCUCCAGGGACCUGCAGGAUGACUCAGACCACCCGGGCAUCGGGCUGGGCUGGGGCAACGCCAUGCUAUUGAUGGAGUAUGUCUCCGGCACUGAGCACGAUGUGGAUCUGGUGAUGUAUGAAGGGCGGAUGCUGGGGGCUUUUGUCUCUGACAACGGGCCCACCCGGGUGCCCAACUUCACUGAAACGGCAGCCUGCAUGCCCACCUGCCUGCCCCCUGACCGUGAGGCGCAGCUCAUCCGCGCUGCCUACCAGUGCUGCUUAGGCUGCGGCCUCACCGACGGCGUGUUCAACGUGGAGCUCAAGCUGACCGCGUCCGGCCCCAAGCUCAUCGAGAUCAACCCCCGCAUGGGUGGCUUCUACCUCCGCGAUUGGAUUCAGGAGAUCUACGGCGUAGACAUCAUGCUGGCCUCCGUCAUGGUUGCCUGCGGGGUGGUCCCGCUCCUGCCUGCUCGCUCGCGCCCCCGCACGCACCUGGUGGGAGUGAUGUGCUUGGUGUCGCAGCACCUGCAGGCCCUCAAGUCCACGGCCAGCCUGGAGACGCUCCAGGCCCUGCAUGAGCGUGGCGUCAUCCGCCUCAACCUGCUCGAUGACGAGCUCGUGUCCAGCGAGUAUGAGGAGCCCUACUGCAACGUGGCUUGUGCCAGCUCUAGCCGCCGCGAGGCCUGCCUCAAGCUGCUAGGCAUCUGCCAGGUGCUGGGCAUCGACUCCCCACACUACCCUGUGGCCCACUUCCUCUCACAUUUCAAAUAGCCUUGCCUGCCCCCGCUCCUAAAUUAGCCUUCCCUUGCUCCCAACUCACCACUGGGGUUUGCAUUAUUACACAUACACCCUAUUUCCUACAGUCUUUCUCAAGUGGCUGCUGUCUCCCUCAGGAAGGAGCGUGGCACCAUCUGGUGCCAUCUCUGGUAAGUGCCACACACACACCAUUCACACCCUUGAAUGGGUUCACAUCCUCCAUUUGCGGGGGGGUCCUAUUCAAUGCAGAGUCCCACCCUUCUUUGCCACCCUUCUUGAAGUCAUCUCUUCCUUUAUUUGCAGCUCUGCUUAAUUCCCUGACUAUAACCUUGGGUCCUACAUUGUUCCUCCCCACCACCAUACACAGAGGCAAGAUCUCGCCUCUUCACUUUCCCUUUCUUCUGCUGGGGGAAAAGUUGUUGGCUCAUAGCCAGGCAUCCCCUGGAGAGAUCCUACUUCAUACUUCCAAAAUCAGUGGAAAGAGGGCUGGGGUCAAAAAAACAAACUACAGUCCUCACCAGCCACAAUACUUCAGUGAUCCUGCAAAAGCAAAAUAGUGCAAUGCUGACUCUGAGCACUCUCCCCCCCCCCCAAAUAUCGAACCCCCAUAUGCAAACGUCAUCUACUUAUGGGAAAGUCCCACAAACUCCUCUGCCAACCUACUGUAACAAAAGGACCAUAUGCAAGCCUACAAUAACAGAUGUUUACAGAGCAGUAGAAUGUAAGACAUUAACAAGCUAGUUCCACUGACUCAGCACUUGCAACCCCCCGCAAUAACAUCCUAGCGCCGCGUGAUCCUUUUAGGAGCUAAUGAGCAUGCACAAUACUGUGCUCAUAAUAUGACCAUAGAAAUAACAAGAGGGCAAACAGUGAUGCGGUGGCAAUCUCUGACAUGCAUGCUUAGUGCUGGGAGAAGCUGCCAACCAAUUUUUCAGUGCUUGCAAGAGAAACUGCUGUAACAAUCUCCCUGCAGUGUCCCAAGAGAGACCCUACAGUAGGAUAUCGCUGUGACAGCGCUUCCAAGCACCCACCAGUAACCCAUUAGCAUAUGAGAAUCUCCAGUGAAAAACAGCACCAGCACUCCUGACUUACCUUAAAAUAAUCAGCCUUCCGGCGGAAGCCCCUUUCAAUGCCCCUGAAGACCCUACACUACUAAGAAACCAUAGUGCCAGCAUUCCUGAGUGUUUCUGCAAUAACAAGCCACGACCUUGCCACCACUCUGAAUUAUGAAGUAGUAAUGCUUUGUGCAUAGUCCUAGCAUCCCCAAAUAAGUGACGUUACCAAUAUAGUACCAGCAUCCUUAAAAUGCCUAUAACCAGCAUAAAGGAAAAAGAAGCAAAAGCAGUUUUGACUGGCAUGGUGGAAGAGCAUCUCUUGUCUGUUUAGCACCCUAGUGGAAAACUCUGGCCCUCCAGAAGCAGUUGGACUAUGACUUCUGUCAGCCCCAACCAGACACGGCCAAUGAUCAGAGAUGAUGGGAGCUGCAGUCCAACAGCAUCUAGAGGGUCCAUCAGCCUACCACACUUGUUUAAUAGCUCAUGGGUUUCCUGCAGCUUUUGAAAGAGCAGUUGCAGGAUGGAGCACCUGAAGGGCCUGGGAUGACAUUCCGGAGCCUGUGAGGCUUAAAAUGACAGGCAUAUUGAUCCCAUUGGGGGAGAGGGGAGGCAGGAACAGAGAGAUUCAGGGUGCCCAUGAUUGGGUGACUAACAGCAGGACCAUUAGUUAAGUGUGCCCUCCUAACAUAGGUUGGUGACCCUGCCUUCCUGCCUGCCUAUCCUUCCCAACACUUCUGUAACCAGGCAGGCAUAAUAGUUCCUCCCCCACAAUAAAAUGCCGUGUAAAAACA
Lacerta agilis (Sand lizard) is the source of this 5067-nucleotide messenger RNA. RefSeq names its product carnosine synthase 1 (gene CARNS1). The transcript is spliced from 11 exons. Lineage: Eukaryota; Metazoa; Chordata; Lepidosauria; Squamata; Lacertidae. Gene Ontology annotation, biological process: carnosine biosynthetic process. The record is from RefSeq and is a predicted model, not a curated record. Bases 375 to 3236 code for a protein of 953 amino acids. Gene Ontology annotation, molecular function: ATP binding; carnosine synthase activity; ATP hydrolysis activity.